Molecule: messenger RNA, 1305 nt
Organism: Loa loa (African eye worm)
Lineage: Eukaryota; Metazoa; Nematoda; Chromadorea; Rhabditida; Onchocercidae
Exons: 11
Coding region: 1-1305 (434 amino acids)
Biological process (GO): stabilization of membrane potential; potassium ion transmembrane transport
Cellular component (GO): membrane
Molecular function (GO): potassium ion leak channel activity
Source: RefSeq, a predicted model, not a curated record
AUGGGAACGGUAUAUACUUCCGAUAAAGCCUUCCAUACCAAACAUGUCUCAAUUGAAGGGUCAGACAAAGCAUAUCCAUCGGCAGGGCAAGCUGGGAAGGAUGCACCCACAUUUGCAGCGUUUGGAGCAAGCGUGGCUGAAGCAAGCCUUUCCCAAUCUUCGUUCGUGAAAACCCGCCACAAUGAUAUUGGCCAUAGCGCAUUUAUUGGUCCUCGUAUUAUCUAUGACACGAAGAAAUCAUCGGAGAUCGAAGGUCACUCGAGUGAUCAACCUUAUCAAACGGAUCAUCGCAUUCUUUUUUCUCAUGUUGGAUUGUGUGCGCUGGUCAUUGGUUACGCGCUGCUUGGUGCAGUUGUGUUUCGAGCAGUAGAAGGACCACAUGAAACGUUCAUACAAGGCCAAGUAACAACAGCGAGACAAAAAGCUGUCAAUAUCGCCUGGAAUGCUACUUUUAGGGUCAACAAAUUGGAUCGUGCACAAUGGGAACGUACAGUUCACGCUCAAGUGCGACGAUUCCAGCGCAAGUGUAUGUGGGCAAUCAAACGUGGUUAUGACGGAAAGGAAUAUGGUUUAUCGGCUCAGUGGACAUUCACUGGAUCCUUCCUUUACUCGUUAACAGUCAUAACAACUAUCGGCUAUGGUAAUACAUCUGCUAAAACAUAUUUCGGCAAAACACUAACCAUUUUAUUCGCAAUUAUCGGUAUACCUUUAAUGUUACUUUUCUUAACGAAUAUCGGCGAUGUUAUGGCAAAAAUUUUCCGAUUUCUCUAUGCACGUUCAGUGCGACUCAAAUAUCGCCUUAUUUUAUGGCACAAACGGCGCAAAGCUGCGGAAUUGCGCCAUGAUAUAAAUACGGAGUUGUCCGGAAAUUCGUUUCGGCUUAGCUCCAAUGUACAAGAUUUGCUAACAGCUCGUGCACAGAUCGAACAACUUGAAGUGAAGGAGAGCGUGGAAGCACAGCUACAACGUAUUUCUGUACCACUAAGUUUGGUAUUCUUCACAAUGUUCGCUUAUCUGGUGGCUGGUUCGGUAUUGUUCUGUCUCUGGGAAGGAUGGACAUUCCUCGACAGUUUCUACUUUUGUUACAUUUCCUUGACUACUAUUGGAUUUGGUGACAAAUUUCCUGGUGCUUCAGUGGGGAACGAUAAGGAUGCACAGAAAAAGCUUGUGAUAACUUCAGUUUAUCUUUUAUUUGGGAUGGCAUUGCUAGCGAUGUGCUUCAAUCUAGCACAAGAAGAGGUUGUGAAUAAAGUCAGUUGGUUGGCAAAUAAAUUUAAAUCACGAGAUGACGAAGUUUGUGACUAG